CACAUCUUUCGGCAUACAACCUAAUCAGCAUGUUGGAAGGCAACAAAGACACACCCAGUGAGACUGUGGGGACGACAACUAACAAUCACGACACGGAUUCAAUGGCUUCGGUGAUUACGAACAAGGAAUUUGCCUUUCCGAGCAGAGUAAGGGAGAUCAUGGAGAGCCAAGGAGCUGGCCAUAUGAUUGAGAUUACCGAAGCACGAAAGUCAAACGAUUUACACACACACCAGAUACAAGGAUACGUAGUAUACUUUAUCAAAUUUGGCCCGAUUGCGGUGAAAAGACGUUACAGUGAAUUCGAAACUUUGCGGACUUGCCUUAUCAAGGAAUUCCCGACAAUGAUUAUACCGCCAAUUCCGGAGAAACAGUCAUUGAGGUCAAAUAUUGCGAUCACAACCUCCAACUCCCUUGGCCUGGCAGCAUCUUCUUUAUCCGGUAAUGGGUCUGACCAUCACACUAUUGAGGGUGAAAGCAAUGACGGGCUCGUGAAGAAACACAAUGAAACUGAUCCGAUGACGAAUUUGAUUGAGUACCGUAAAAGAAUGCUAGCAGCAUUUUUGAACAGAUGCUUGAAAAAUGAAAGAAUUUCCAAAUGUAAAUUCUUCUUGCACUUUUUAGAUCCUGAAAUCAACUUUUUGGACUACGUCAAUAACAAAGAUAACGCUUUUCUAUAUAAAACGUCGAUAUACCAAUUAUCUCCUCUGAAGCCCUUAGAGAAUUUAGAAAAUCAGUUGUACAUUACCAUGCCUGUUCCCUCACUGUCAGACUCCCAUCUAUUUAAAGAGCUGUCUGAGGAAGAACAAUUCCAGAAAUUCAUGAGCUUUGAGACCAAAUUUUUGAAAUAUGAGCUUGUCUUGAACAAUAUAUCCAAGAUAAACAAACGAUUGAUAAGACACUUUAAUGAACUAUCAAUUGAGUUGUCAGAGCUAGGGUCGAAUUUCAAUCAACUCUCUUUAAUCCAAAAUUCAAACUAUAUAGAACACAUUGGGAAAUUAUUUGAGCAGCACACUAUUUUGCUGUCAAAUCUAACUAACUUUGUCAAUGUUGGAUUUCUCGACAAGUUAAUUGAGCUCAAACAUUUCAGUGUAACUGCCAAGGAGUUGAUGGAGUUCAACAGGAAGAAAAUAAUACAGUACAAGAUGAUUGAGAAAGAUUUAUACCAUACAAGAUCCCGAUAUAAGCGUUACGAGGCCGAGGAGAUACGGAUACGAAAAAUCGACAUGAAAACAGAAAACGCAUUGACGAAAAACACCCUAAAGGGAGAUAGUCCGGACACAGAGGAGUACUUUGAGCCGCCUAUUACGGAUGAAGAGUUGCAAACCGCCUUAUUUAGCAAGACGUCGAAAAAGACUGUCUAUGGGAAAAUACCUGGGGUUGGAAAGCUCAACAGCAUGAUAUUGAAGUAUGUGAAUGAUCCGAAUCCGGAUGAAACACGACGCACUAAAUUUUACAACUUGAAACUACGUUUGUUCCAACUCGAAAGACAGUACCAAUUAUCACAGAGUGACCUUGUUCAAAUAAAUGAGAGGGUGAUGACAGAAUUGGAGUCAUUUCACCGGUGGUUCAAGAACGAACUAGUUGCAGUCUGUGUGGUUUACAAUACUUUCCUCCGUGAUUACUUUGCCAAGAGCAAGGAGCCAUGGUGUGAGAUACAAAACGAAGGCAAGUAGGCCGCUAAACAUCCUUGUACUUUUUGUAUGCGAGAUUACCCAUAUCUAAAAAAAAAUGCAGCGCCAUUUCUGGUA
Messenger RNA from Pichia membranifaciens NRRL Y-2026, 1748 nucleotides. RefSeq lists its product as hypothetical. Gene Ontology annotation, biological process: retrograde transport, endosome to Golgi. The transcript has a single exon. Gene Ontology annotation, molecular function: phosphatidylinositol binding. NCBI's taxonomy places the organism in Eukaryota, Fungi, Ascomycota, Pichiomycetes, Pichiales, Pichiaceae. The coding region runs from base 30 to 1673 and encodes 547 amino acids. The record is from RefSeq and is a predicted model, not a curated record.